AAGUUAACAGUCCACACGCACACCGCACACCCAUUCGACUGACGACAUGACCCGCCGCCGCCCCCGUUCACGCCGCGCCGCGCCACCGGCGGCGCUGGAAGACGACGACCUCCUCUGGAAGAUUUUCCUCCUCCUUCCCCCUCAGCCAUCUACCUUGCCCCGCAUCUCCGCCGUCUGCAAGCAGUGGCGCAGCGUCGUCACCGACCCCCGGUUCCUCCGCGGCUUCCGCGACCACCACCGGAUACCUCCGGUCCUCGGCCUCGUCAUGGGGUACACCGGGCACCCCUUCUUCAGGUCCAAUCUCAGCUCUCCAGAUCUCAUCCCGCAUGAGUGCUUCUUUCCUCCAGACAUCCUCAAUCACUACUAUAUGGAGUUGAUGGGCUGCCGCCAUGGGCGCGUCCUCUUUUUUGACCGGAGGCUGCUUAAGAUCAUGGUGUGGGACCCAGCCACCGGAGACCGCUGUCGUGUGGCCGUCCCACCAAGGUUCGACGACAAGGAGAUUGUCAUCUUCAACGCCGCGGUGCUUUGCGCUGCCAGCGACGAAGGUCACGUCCAUGGGGAUUGCCACUCGAGCCCCUUUCAGGUGAUCUUGAUAGGCAUCCACUUAGAAGAAAAUCGAGCAUUUCCCCCGAUCCACUCAUCGAUCUACUCAUCCGAGACCAGAACAUGGGGGGAUGUCAUCUCAACAGUAGGAAUUCAGUAUACCAAUACGUAUGAUAUGAGUGGUAUGACUGGUCCGGCUACCCUUGUUGGGAAUUCUCUCUAUUGGUUGUUUGAUGGAUAUGAGGAUGGCAUGCUUAUAUUUGAUUUGGACAGACAGAGCCUAGUUUGUAUCGAGAUGCCGGAUUUGUUGCACUAUAGUUGCUGGAGCAGCUUUCAGGUCAUGCCGACGGAUGACAACACUAGCAGUAUUCGCCUUGCUAUUCUGGAAUACCAAAAAUUUGAAAUGUGGGAGAGGAAGGUCGACUCUGAUGGUGCUGCUGGAUGGGUGCUGCAGGAGACCUUUCAAAUGUACACGAUCCUCGGUCUGGGGCGUAUGGGGGGAAGAGAAAAUCUGAUAUUGGGAUAUGAUGAAGAUGAUCAUGUGAUUUAUGUAAGGACAGACAUUGGUGUCUGCAUGAUUCAACUCGAGACAAUGCAGUUCAAGAAUCUUGGUAAAGAUAAUUUCACGACCACCACCUAUUAUCCCUACAAAAGUUUCUAUACUGCAGUGAGUGACUUGUCAGUAUGCAAGAGAAGAGUUGGUUGCCUCUCCAAACCUCUAGUGAAUGAUGGCAGCAGUAUGACUCCCCCUUCAAGGGGAGUAGGAGUGGUAGGAUGCAAUGACGCAGCUACCUCGAGUGGAACUGUACUGAAAGGAGGAGCGUUUGACAAGUCAAAGCACGGAGCUAAAGUAAUGGAUGCGGAUCUUGUGCCUAGCCGGGUUCUAACACAAACUCGAGUCGACGUGAUAUUCAAGAAAGAGAUGGAGACAAGAUCAAAACUUAGCAAAGCUUGGGCAAAAUGGUUUCGCAGCAAUGGCAUUCCUGAAAGUAAGGCUGACUGCCCACACUUCCGCAGUGCUAUGAAGUUGACACAGCAGCUAGGUACCCGCUUGCCUGUUCCUACAGGUGACGAACUAGGUGGCGUAAAUCUGGACGCCAAUGAGGAAGAACUUCCAUAAGUACAUGCGAAUGUGAACUACUUGCCAUGGACUGAUGACUCCUGCUUUUGUAAUCAGGUGUAGGGUUAGUUCAGUACUACCUGAUGAACUGCACCGAGUUCUUCCGAACCCUGUACUUAUGAUUUUAUGAACUUUGAUCUAGUGAUGUUGAGUUGCUGAGA
This is a messenger RNA of Lolium perenne, 1824 nucleotides long. RefSeq lists its product as uncharacterized. The record is from RefSeq and is a predicted model, not a curated record. NCBI's taxonomy places the organism in Eukaryota, Viridiplantae, Streptophyta, Magnoliopsida, Poales, Poaceae. Gene Ontology annotation, molecular function: protein binding.